Molecule: messenger RNA, 4845 nt
Organism: Gorilla gorilla gorilla (western lowland gorilla)
Lineage: Eukaryota; Metazoa; Chordata; Mammalia; Primates; Hominidae
Gene: E2F3
Product: E2F transcription factor 3
Exons: 7
Coding region: 555-1559 (334 amino acids)
Biological process (GO): regulation of transcription by RNA polymerase II
Cellular component (GO): RNA polymerase II transcription regulator complex
Molecular function (GO): DNA-binding transcription factor activity, RNA polymerase II-specific; protein dimerization activity; RNA polymerase II cis-regulatory region sequence-specific DNA binding
Source: RefSeq, a predicted model, not a curated record
GGGCGUGGGCUGUCUGGGGUGAGGGGCUCGCGGGCUGGCGCUCUGGCCUGGGCGCAUCCUGGCAGUGGCAGCGGCGGCGCCCGCGUGGCCCGAGCGCCCAGGCCUUCCUCGCCGGGCCCCGGGCCUGCCCUUGACCCGCCUCUCCCCUUGCCCCUUCCUUCCCCGCCCUGUCCCCCUCUCCGCCCCCCGGCGACGGAGGGCGGGGGCAGCCGGGUUCCCGUCCCGCCGCCUGGGUCUGUCCCUCUCUCCGGGACCCGCCGGUGACGUUUCGCACACGUGCGCGCAGGACGCGCCUGUGACUGGGGAGGAGGCGGCGGCGGGAGGGGGCGCUGGAGGGGGAGAGGGGGGCACCCACUUCCUCCUGCUCGCCGGCUCCCUGGCCUGGGACGGUCCCGGCGCCCUCGCACCCGCCCCCGGCACCGCCACCCUCCCUCUCCUCUCCCCACCCCCCCACCGGCGCCCGCCCUCGCCCUGCGCCGCCGGUCUGUUCGGCCCUCCGGGCCCCCUCUCCAGCCGGCCCCCCACCUCCCCCCGGAGCCAGGCUGGUUUCGGAAAUGCCCUUACAGCAGCAGGCAAAGCGAAGGCUGGAGCUAGGAGAAAGCGGUCAUCAGUACCUCUCAGAUGGUUUAAAAACCCCCAAGGGCAAAGGAAGAGCUGCACUACGAAGUCCAGAUAGUCCAAAAAAAAAAACGCGGUAUGAUACGUCUCUUGGUCUGCUCACCAAGAAGUUCAUUCAGCUCCUGAGCCAGUCACCCGAUGGGGUAUUGGAUUUGAACAAGGCAGCAGAAGUGCUAAAAGUGCAAAAGAGAAGGAUUUAUGAUAUCACCAACGUUCUGGAAGGCAUCCACCUCAUUAAGAAGAAGUCUAAAAACAACGUCCAAUGGAUGGGCUGCAGUCUGUCUGAGGAUGGGGGCAUGCUGGCCCAGUGUCAAGGCCUGUCAAAAGAAGUGACCGAGCUCAGUCAGGAAGAGAAGAAAUUAGAUGAACUGAUCCAAAGCUGCACCCUGGACCUCAAACUGUUAACCGAGGAUUCAGAGAAUCAAAGGUUAGCUUAUGUUACAUAUCAAGAUAUUCGAAAAAUUAGUGGCCUUAAAGACCAAACUGUUAUAGUUGUGAAAGCCCCUCCAGAAACAAGACUUGAAGUGCCUGACUCAAUAGAGAGCCUACAAAUACAUUUGGCAAGUACCCAAGGGCCCAUUGAGGUUUACUUAUGUCCAGAAGAGACUGAAACACACAGUCCAAUGAAAACAAACAACCAAGACCACAAUGGGAAUAUCCCUAAACCCGCUUCCAAAGACUUGGCUUCAACCAACUCAGGACAUAGCGAUUGCUCAAUUUCUAUGGGAAACCUUUCUCCUCUGGCCUCCCCAGCCAACCUCUUACAGCAGACUGAGGACCAAAUUCCUUCCAACCUAGAAGGACCGUUUGUGAACUUACUGCCUCCCCUGCUGCAAGAGGACUAUCUCCUGAGCCUCGGGGAGGAGGAAGGCAUCAGCGAUCUCUUCGAUGCUUACGAUUUGGAAAAGCUCCCACUGGUGGAAGACUUCAUGUGUAGUUGAUUACGCUUCGUUUGAACUCUCCUUAAAAACCGAUAUUUUUUUAUCAUGGAACCAGAACAUCUGUCAUGCAGUGUUGUCCCUUCCUACCUUCUUCCUCCAAGAGAGUAUCAUGAAGUAAACUACAAACUUCAAAAGAAAGCUGACAUUUUAAUGAAUUUUUUAAAAAAUUAAUAAACAAAUUGUCUAAACGCACAGUUGCAGGCUCCCUUGGGAAAGCCCUGCUUUGCUCCAGGCUCCAAGAUCUCCUGGCUAAGUCAGCAAGUGAGAAAAUGUGCAAUCAGGUGUCUCUCACCCCGAAUUUUCCUUCCUCCUUCCUCCCCGGAUUGGCUUGCUGUGCCUGACGGAUGGGCUGUAGAAUGGGGUCUGGCCACCUGGCCCGCUGGGAAACAGCAAUCUUCCUUAAUAGCAUUUCAAGCCGUGCCUUCUCCGCAGAAUGCAUGUCUUUGGGGUCUGCUAAUAUGGAAUGGAACUGCAGCAAAUGCAAACUUGAAGUCAUGCAAAAGUAUGAAAUGGAUUUCUUCAGCUCUUCUUAGGAAUAUUUAAAUUACUGUCAUAAUUCAGUUUAAGCUAUGAACUGUGUGUCCCAGUAGGAGGUCAAGAAAACCUCCACAGCCUUCUGGAUGAAGAACCUGUUUUCAAAUAUACUUGUUGCAGAUACAGAAGACUAGUAGAGUUCUGCCACUCUAAGCUGUUGUGGAUUUUCCUGUCUCCAUGAACCACUCCCAUUCCCCCAUCCCCAAUGUGUUUGUGAGUUUCCAGUUGAUUUGUAGCAAAUGCCUACUUAGUUCUUUGUGGAUUGUUUUAGACUUUUUAUUUUUUUAGCUGCCAUUUAAGCAUUCCUGUGGCACCCGUCACCAUUUCAAUUUAAUUGUUUACUUUGAAGCGGUUUUUGCAAAUUCAUAUUACUUAAGCAGAGGGAGAGAACCUCUACUGAUCAGAGCAUCUAAACCUGUGUGAUCUAAGGUUUAUCAGCCUCUGCAAGGAGCUUUGUCCCAUUGUGCUUCCAUUCCCAGGAGGGGGAGCUUGGAGCGAGUCAGUCCUGGGGCUUGCUGACAUGGGUGGCCCAUUGGAAAGGAGAACCAGGUCAGAUGAUGUAACAGCCCCAAGGAGCAGCAGGCAUGGGUCCCUCCAUCCUUGGGCUUCCCGGGCCCCUGUGACAGGGGAAAGGGCUCUCUUACACCGCACUCAGGGAGACCACUUCUCAGGAUGGGGUCAGAUGGAGAGACCUCUAGGGAGAAAGACAUCCCCAUUGUGUGAGUGGCAUUUCCUUAAGCUGGCAGGAACAGGGAGCAGCCCUGUGUCGGGGGCUGGAAUAGUUCUGGCCAGACCCCGUUCCCCUUCCUCUAUGAAGGAAUAAGUUGGACCAAGGGAAGUCGGGGACGUAAAAAAUGAAGCAAAACAAUGCCAGGGUGUCUCCCGCUUUACUCUUCAGGAAUGGUGUCCCAAGUUGGAGGCUUUGUGUCAGCUGCAAAUCCUACCAGUUAUGUCCAAGAAUGGCUUUCCCUUGGACAGGUGGCAGUGGCCAUCUCCCACUGGGAAUAUGGCAUAGUAUCUCCAGUCCAUUCCUUGGAUGCUAAGGACUGCGGGAAUGAGGGAGUCAGAUAAAGAACAAACCUCGAAACGAACAGUUAAAUUGAAAUGCUAUGUGCCUGACCCAGUGGUAGGCACAUAGUAGGCACUCAACUCAUAUGUUUAAUUGAAUUGAAAAUAUCCCUUAGGAAAAAAAAAAACACACAAAAAACCACAAGAGCCCCAGCCAGUUUACUCCAGGUAGAUUUCCACAAUAUGCAAAGUGGUGGUGGGGUCAAGACAGAUGACACCAGCACUUUAAACUCUUUGUGUGGGUAUGCGUGGGUGUAUGUUUGGGAAGAAAAACAAAGGUGCAGACUAUCUUCCUUUUUUCUUCUUCAGCCUCCAUCCCUGGCCUCCUCCCCUCACACACACUGGACUUGGUACAAAAUGUCGGUGUGGUCCUAGAUGAAGCAUUGGGGUGGGGGAGGGAGAGGGAGCUUUGUGUUAAGUGCCUACUGGAAAUGCACUGUGGGGUUUUUUCCUGUAUGGGAAACCAUUUAUGCCAAGCUUUUCCCCAUUUCCCAUAUUUAUCUCAUCUGGUUAGCUGCCUCUGCUUCCAGCUUUGUGUAAUUCUCUUUGCCAGCUGCACAAAGCUGAUUUUUUCCAAAGUCUAAAGACUGAGCUCACCUGGCUAGAUUGUUGUGUGUUUUGUUGAAUUUUUUCAUAAUGUAAUGCCGUAUUUAUUGUUUUAAAAAUGAAAGGAAUACUAAUAAGUCUUAAAAGUUCCUUCAUGCAUAAGAUUUUUUUUCCGGUUACUGGGCUUAACUGGUGUACAUUAAUUAGAUGUCCAUACUGUAUUUUGUUUGCAUUAAGUAAUUUUCUUUUUGACUUAGUAUCUGGCACACAAAGUGGGUUAGUACUACAGUAUUUGCGUUACUUUAAGUACUAAGUAUGCAGGUUUCCUGGUACCAUUGAGUUGCUGCUAUUAAAGCUCACACACGAAAUGGCUAAAAGUUACAAGUGUGCAAAUUAUGACUGCGUGAGCCUUAGAAAAUAAAAUGUAUAAAGGGCAACACAUGAGCUGUCAAACAGUGUUAGGAAUGUGUUUAUAUGUACAGAGUUGUGCAUAGCAAUCGUUUUAUUUAAGUUGAUAUGUAGUCUACUCACAUUUUCAUUAUUUAGCAAUUUUGUACAAAAAUAGCAAUUAAUUUUUAAACGCUGCCAGAAUACUUUCUAGCUGGUUUGUAAUUUUUUAAGAGUGUUAUUUUGUUUUUGUUUUUCUGUUCUUUGUUGUGGUUCUUGUUUUCAUUUUUGUUGUACGUGUAGAUCUGUAAAUAAAAUUGCAGUAUUUAAAGCUUAAGCUUUCAGGAAAAAGAAAAUAAGAAUUCAGUGUGUGCAUGACAACUCGUGUGUAUGAGAAGGAGGGAUAUGAAGGAAGAUGGCUUGCAGAGUAAGUCGGGUGGCAAUUGUCAGGGUGUGGGAAUUUCUUUUCCUACGGGGUACGUGAUUUUGUAAAAAGGAAGUAUUUCUCCCAAAAUUGGGAGUAGGCAAACUACUAAUCAGUUUAGCUUUGUGUUGUAUGCUAGUUUAAAAAAGAAAAUAUGUAAUAUAAUGUAAAAAAAAACAACAAAAAAAAGCUUUUAUGAUGGAUUUUGUAAAUAGAUUUGUUACAGGGUGACCUGUUCUCUAGCUGUGAUCUUACCACUUCAAAUGGGUGUAAUUUGAAUAAAUUUUGUAUGGUAAAGGAUCAAUAAAAUGAUUUUUUUUAAGAGUU